AUGGCUCCAGAAAUCGUCGUGAGCAAGAUAUUGAACAUCUUCUGGCUCAUUAGAAAGAAGGAGAAUUUGGCGAGUCAAGAGGACAAAGAAAAUACUGAAGAUGACGACGGAAUCGCAAUAGGUUCGAAGACCUGUCGAUCCAGUGGAAACUCCUUCACGCUUUUCGCCAAGCUCGGUGUCCUCUUCCAGCCGAAAGAUUCCAUCAUCCCUCGAACCAUCGACUUUAAGGAAUACCCCCAGAACUCCGCCAGUUUUUAUUCGCUUCUCAACUUUUUCAAGCGCCAAAAUAAACUCGUCAGCAAAGAACAACCUGCCUUUGAAAAACGCGAUGCUCGUUUCGGCCAUACCGUCGUCCAUUUCGCCUGCUAUCCAUCGAAGAAAGAGUCAGAUGAAAAUCUCUGGGUGAUAACUCCAGAUUCGAUGAAGAUGCUCAGUCGCAGAGUUGCGUCUCUGCAAGAGAGCGGAGUAAGAGCUACCGACUCACCAUCGAUGAGCCAGAUUGCUUCUUCAAAAAAGAAUACGCCGAAAAGACGCAGGAAAGUUUUGAUUGUCUCCUCGGACGAAGAAGAUGAUGGAUUCCCUACGAUGGUUGCUCAAAGGUCCCUCAUCCCAAAGACUGCCGAUCUAAAGCCGAUCCUUCCCAAAUCAGUUGUCGUCCAAAUCGCUCCGUCGGUCAAGCAGAGUUCUGAAGAUGAAACGAAAAGCUUGGAGAAUGUGCCUGAAAUGGAGUACGAAGAGCAACUUCCAGCCGAACAGUCCGAUUCUCCACCCAUUCAGGAAGAUGCUCCUACUUCUCAAGAUGAGCAAGUCGUUCCAGAUCUGCAGACUGAAGAAGCGCCAGGCAGAGCGGAGUCUGAGAAGAAAGGGGAAAAUGAACAGAAUGAAGAAGAAAAUACCGAAGCUCCCACGAUGUCUACGUUGACCUCGAUGGAGUCAUCCUUGCCCAGACCGACGAUUGAUCGAGAAUCUGAAAACGACGAAAAAUCCAAUGAUGGGCAGAUGGAAGACGAACCAUAUGAAAACGUCAUACAAGAAGAAAUCGUUGACGAGACCGGCAUUCUUGAUGAAAAUACCGAAGAUGCUGCGAUGACGUCUACGGUUGCUUCAAUUUACACUUCCUUGCCGAAUCGAGAGGCGGAUUCACAGUCCGACAAAGACGAGCAAAUCGAACAAGAAUCCUUCGGAAAUGUAGUCGAAGAAGAAAUCGUUGAAAAGAGCGCUGUCAAGGGCAUUUCGCAAAAAAAUGCUGAAGCAACGGUUGCUCCUAUCGAUUCUUUCUUCCCGAAUGCAGAAACUGAUACGCAGUUUGACAAGGAGGAGGAAGGUUCAAAAGACGAACUAAUUGAACACGAGUCUUGUGAAAAUGUAGUCGAAGAAAAAAUUGCCGAGGAGAGCGAUGUCCUGGAGAAUGCCUUAUCGUUUUGGGAUGACGAUGAGAAUGCUGAAAUAUCACAAAAAUCUGAUGAAGAGGCAAAAAUUGGCGCGAUCACAUCCUCAACCGCCGCGAUUUCUGUUGAGAAAAGCGCCAUUUCCCCAGAAGAUCAGAGCGAUAAAACGGUCGCUGAAGUGACCCCUUCGACCUCGAUUACAGCCGUGGCAAUUUUCCGAGAACCAAUUCUCGCGAGAUUAGCGAAAGCGUCUUUGGGAAAUCGAGAUGUAGAGAAGCAGAUUGUUGUUUCGGACGUUGAAAAUACUUGUGAGCGCGAGCCCGUUGAAGAAAUUGCAGCUGCUGCCGGAAACAGCGAAAACACCAUCGCGACUCGUGAAGAACAAACUGUCGAAGAGGAAAUUGAAACUUUUCAAGAGAAAAACGCCGUUACAGAGAAUCUUCCGGGAUCGAACAAAGAGGAACACAUUCUAGAAUCAUCAGCGAUUGCGAUUUCUAAAACGAAAAAUAUUGAAUCUUCUCAACAGUUGAUGGUGAACGAAAACCAGCAAGCAACCGACAAUGCGUCAACUGACGAGGAAGAAAUCGAAGAAAUCAUUACUCCCGAAGCCUCCAACUUAGACCCUCAGCCGGCUUUACCCUGUCUUGGCGUAGGAAACAUUCCAAGAUUCGCUACACAUCCAUAUCCGCCUGCUGCGUACGCUCAUUUGCCGAACUUUCAACCGCAACGCCAUCCAUCAAUUCCUCCUUCUUUCCACUAUCAACGACCUCCAGCAGCGCAUUUUCAGGGCAUUCAUCCAAACUUCUACCCUCCUGGAUUUGACCAUGCUCUCUUCAUGUCAAUGUAUGCCAAUGCAAGAGCUCGAUUUCCUCAGAAUAUUCAACCCAGACCUCCGUACCAGCCACCAGCGAUGCGAACUCAAGCUCAACAACCUGCCCAGCCACGCGCUUCUCGCCCAGUCGCCGUUGUGACCCCUCUUCAGCAACCGUCGACAUCAACAGCGAAUCCUUCCGACGACGAAAGUCUACCUCCGCUCGAAAAAGCAAGCAGCACGGAAUCCUCACCAAAGAAAAGAAGCUCUCGUCGUUCGAGCGCUCAGAAAAGCGAGAUCGUCAGCCUCUUGUCUAGCGACGAGGACGAGCCUCCUCAGAGGGCAUCCUCUGUUACUGCAAAAUCUAUUCCUCCCUGCGCAAAACCUAAUCCGUUACGCGAAAACAAAAACCCACUCUCAUCACAAGCUCGUUCAGAUAAAAGAAAUCAAGACAACAAAAACGGGAAAAUAUUGGAUGCAAGUGACAGUAGUGACUCAGAUCGGCCGCCGUCGCCUAUAAUCACAACUUCCAUCAGUCGAAAAAAGAGACUCGAAGCUUCGACCAUUUCCGACUCCGUCGACGGCGUCGACAAACAACCUGCUAUGCUCACACAACAAGAAGAAAACGUCCAAGCCGAAAUGGAGGAUGCAGUGGCGAAACCAAAGAAGAAAAAGAAUAAGGGAGGGCCUAAGAAAAUCGCUGCGGAUGGAACGGUCAUUGCACCAAAGAAGAAAAAGAAGAACAAAUUACCAACUGGAGAAGCAGCUGCAUCAUCUUCAACUGAACCUGCUUCUUCAACCAUCUCCACGAGUCCAGCGGCCGAUCCGACAAACAAAGAAAACUCAGAAGAAGUCAUCUUGACCGGCGAUCAAAUAAAUCAAAACAUCCUUCCUGUUGAGAAACAAGUGCCGAUCACGACAACUCAAGAAGUUUCUAAUAAGCGCGUGCUUUCUUCUCCCGAACUGCCCAAAAAGAAGAAGCGGAAGGCAUCUCCAGUCACCGAGAAGAAAAACGACGGGACGAUAACUGGUGAUCCUUUCCGAAAAAAGCUGAUUAUUCCCCUCGUCCACUGUGCUCUUCCAGAUUCAAUGCGCGAGCGAAUUGCAGUCGAAACCGUCGCGGAUCCUGAGCCUGAACAAGUGAAGAAAAAGAAUCGUCCAACUUUGAAAAAGUCAUCUUCAAAUAGCGAGCCUUCCAAGAAAAGUCUUCGCCUUGCCAACCCGAACAAAUUAAAGAGCAAACCUAAAGAAAUAGAGAUCAGAAACGAAGAAGAGAUGGCUGCUAUAGUUGUCCAAGAGAAACCAAAAUCACCAGUGACCCACUUCGAGGAUUUCUUAGAUGAGCCCACUGCAAGUGAGGCUUCUCAAGAAGAAAAUCUCUCGCAAACCGAUGACGACGUUCCAUUAACCGAUUUGCUUGGAGUGGACGAAAACAACGCCGCGCCUCCUAAAACUCCCGCGAAGAAGUCGGUUGAAGCGAUUGACCUGACCCUGGACGACUCGCCACCUAAGAAAAAAGCUUCAAAACAACGAUCGCGCAAAAAGAUAUCUACACCUGUUGAAAUUGACUCGAGCGACGAUGAAAACUCCCAACCAAAGCCGAAGAAGAACAAAACCUCGUUAGAGAUCCUCGAGGAAAAGCUGAAAAAGUCUAAACAAGAGCGAGAGCGCAAGACCAGCUCGCCGCCCGAGAAGGACAACGGUAAACCUCCACUGAAAAAGAAGAGGAAAAUCACCCCUUUCUUCACGAGGGCCGACAUCGAAGCUGAAGAGCCGGAUCAGGAGCCAGCUGCAGAACAGGCGACUGUUGAUCAAGAGGCCGCCGACCCAGUUUCAGAGAGCGCCUCCAGCGCCCCACUUCCUGAGGAAGACCCAGUUACGAGUUUAAAUCAAUCCGUAACUGUGGAAAACUGGAGCGAGCGUUCUCCAGAGAGAAAAGAAAGCUCCGAGCCAGCUCUCAUGUCCCCAGAUAUAGAGACACCAGGUACUUCUGGGCUCCCCAUCGCUUUGAACGAACAGCCUGCGUCACCUGCUCUGUCAUUGAGUCCCAACGACGAGCCUGGUCCAUCCGGACUCUGCUUGAGCCCGAACGAGAGUCCGGAAAAACCAAAAGAGCAACUCACCUGCGGUCUCACUGAAAAAGAGCUGCUGAAAUACCGGCCGACCAAGUCGACAGAGGAUAUGACGGAGAAGGAGCUCAAGAAGCAUAUGAAGCUUAAAAAGGCGAAAAAGAGGCUGAAACGAGAACUUGCCGAGCGCGAGGAAAAUGAGAAGAAAAGGAGAAAGGAUGACGAGCGAGCGAGAAAAAAUGCAGCUUUCAAGGAAAGAGAGGAAGAAAAGAGACGGCAAAAGAUCGAAAAGCGAAAAAAGGAGGAAGAAGAGCGAAAGCAAGAGGAGGAAGAAAUCAAGAGGCAAAACGAGGAGAGAGAAGCGGCCGCGGCAGAAGAAGCCAGACGAGUUGAACAGGAAGCUCUCGAGCGGGCCGCAGAGCGACGGAAAAGAGAAGAGGAAGAAGCUGAAGGGAAUGCAGAACCCAAAGAAGACGAAGAUAAAAACUUCCACGAGUUCUGGUUGACCAUCAGCUACAAGAGCGGUUGCACUGGACAACGUCUUGUUGAGUACACUUCUGAUGAGGGAAAAGUUUGGCUAGAGAAGCAGCUCCUUCUUUCGCUGAACGACAAGAUAGCGAAAAAGAAGAGAAAGUACUGGUGCAGCUUCGAACACAUCUACCCACUAGAGUUCGGAAACAGCAAGCUUGUCGGUGUUACUGACAUCCGCACAGAUCGGAAUCCAAAACUCGGCCAGUGGGAGGUCAACAACGUUUACAAAGUCGUCAUUGGCCCCGACACGAUCCUAUACGACGUUGAAUUCAAGAAGUAUCCCAAAGGCUCUGUCGUCAGUCAAUACGGAGGCACCAGGAAAUCAAUGGAGACAGCUCGACAUUGGCUCGCGCAUUUUGAGAUGGAUUUUUAUCUCAAAAAUCCCGAAGACAACAAGGAGAUGACGCAACGAGUCAAGAACAUGAUCCUAAGGCAUCUCCAAGACGAGUCUACGCUGGAACGAUACCAUAUCGCGCGUCAACAGUGCAUGGCGAACAGGAGACGAGAGGGGCACUUCGCAAAAGAACAUGCGAAGCCAUGCAAGGAUUCCGACUUCGACAACUCAAAAGUAUCGAUGAGAGUGAUCGGCGAAACUGGAGAGCUUGUCGAGAAAAAGAACUACAAGAAGACUCGGGAAGAAAUGCUUGCUGCUCUCGACGAUAUUGACUCGUACACAUCCAUCUGCAAGUUGCCUAAAACAGAGCAGAUGCUGACGAGAAGUAAGGCCAACAACGAAUUCGACGAUGUCGCUGUGUUGCCCGGAAGUUACAACCGUCAAGUGGUGGACAAAUUCGCAGUUCGCAAUGAGUUGUUCAACCCUGCAUACCUCAAGCACAAGCAAGAGCAGUUGAAUUACCUUCGGAAUCGGGUAAAAGCAGCUGAUGACGAGCUCAAGCGAGCGGAGGAGUACUUCAGAUCCAACCAACGUCAUUGGAAAGAGACCAAGCAGUACAAUCUUGUUCGUGAGCACCGCUGGGCACGAGAUAGAAAAUCCAUGCAGCUCAAAAUCUUGCAAAAAAGGCUGAUGGACGCAGAGCGAUUCAUGUUUCCAACACACAAAAAGGACGAUUUCCCGACCGACGCUGGAAGUCUCAAGGACGACACCAGAGACAUGAUCUUCAUCCAGCAGGGCAUUUACGGGCUCCGCGACAAGCGAGAAAGCAUGCGGGACUUCCAAAUGAUCUCCGAACGGGAAGAAGUUCGCCUAGAGAACAUGAAACGACCGAAGCAGAUUCCUCUCGCCGAGCGACAAGAGUUCAAGAAGCAAUAA
Messenger RNA from Oikopleura dioica, 6069 nucleotides. Lineage: Eukaryota; Metazoa; Chordata; Appendicularia; Copelata; Oikopleuridae. The record is from the annotation of a GenBank genome assembly.